Molecule: messenger RNA, 1050 nt
Organism: Xyrauchen texanus (razorback sucker)
Lineage: Eukaryota; Metazoa; Chordata; Actinopteri; Cypriniformes; Catostomidae
Product: growth hormone secretagogue receptor type 1-like
Exons: 3
Coding region: 1-1050 (349 amino acids)
Biological process (GO): G protein-coupled receptor signaling pathway; hormone-mediated signaling pathway
Cellular component (GO): plasma membrane
Molecular function (GO): growth hormone secretagogue receptor activity
Source: RefSeq, a predicted model, not a curated record
AUGGAUGUGUUGGAAGGGUCUGGAUCUGGUUUCGGGUCCGGUUGGUGUGUGAGCUGUGGAAACAGAUCAUACUGGGAGGAAUGGGGACCUCAGUCGCUCUUCAACGGCACCGAGCUUGUGGUCGUUACGACGCUGUGUGUCCCACUGCUGCUGCUCGGACUGCUGGGAAACACGCUGACCAUUCUGGUGGUGUGGCUCCGCCCACAAAUGAGAAGCACCACCUACCUGUACCUGAGCAGCAUGGCCAUAUCUGAUGUGCUCAUUCUGCUGCUGAUGCCUCUGGAUCUGUAUAAGUUGUGGCGGUAUCGUCCGUGGUUGCUGGGCAAUGCCGUGUGCAAGCUGUCGAUGUUCGUAGGAGAAUGUUGCACCUUCUCGUCCAUCCUGCACAUGACCUCGUUGGGGGCGGAGCGAUAUCUGGCCGUAUGUUUUCCUCUCCGUGCACGUUUGCUCGUGACUAGAGGGCGUGUCCGCGUGCUGAUCGCCGGAUUGUGGGGUGUGGCCAUGCUAAGUGCCGGGCCUGUAUUUGUGUUGGUGGGGGUGGAGGGUUUAGAGGGCGAAGCAAGUGAAUGUCGCUGCACACAGUACGCUCAGACGUCCGGUCUCCUGAAGGCCAUGCUGUGGCUCUCAAACCUCUAUUUCAUUUGCCCGCUCGCCAUUCUCUCCCUCCUCUAUGGCCUGAUCGCCCGCCGCCUGCACCUGCGCUCACACAUGCACCGGGACAAAGCUCACCGCCAGACGCUCCGCAUGAUGGUGGUGAUCGUGCUGGUGUUUGUAUUGUGUUGGCUGCCGUUCCAUGUGAGUCGGACGCUGUUUUCCGUGUCGGACUCCAGCGAUAAGUUGUAUUACAUCAGUCAGUAUUUUAAUCUGGUGUCUUUAGUGCUGUUUUACGUCAGUGCUGCUGUGAAUCCUCUGCUGUAUAACAUCAUGUCUGCCCGCUACCGCGCCAAUGUCCUCGCCAUGCUGCGGCUUACGGUGGGCUCCACGGACGAGCUGCGCCACAGGGCCCACACGUCCCCACUCACCGCCUCUCACUCCAGCUCACACUUCUGA